CUCUUUAAUUCAUUUUCCUGUCGCUUCAUUUAUGGACAACAGAAGCUCCGAGUGAGACUUGAUAAUUUCCGUUCACAGCUGAAGAUGGAGACAGUGAUGGAGAGAGAGUGCAGCGCGCUGGGGGGGCUUUUCCAGACUGUCAUCGGAGACAUGAAGGGCAGUUACCCUGUCUGGGACGACUUCAUCAGCAAGGCCAGCAAACUACAGUCUCAGCUCAGGACGACGGUUGUGGCGGUAGCAGCCUUCUUGGACGCCUUUCAGAAAGUGGCAGACCUGGCAACCAACAGCAGAGGAGGGACCAGGGACAUCGGUUCAGCUCUCACCAGGAUGUGCAUGAGGCACCGCAGCAUCGAGGCCAAACUCCGCCAGUUCUCCAUGGUGUUUCUGGACUGUCUGAUCAACCCUCUACAGGAGCAGAUGGAGGAGUGGAAGCGAGUCGCCAACACUCUGGACAAAGACCACGCCAAAGAGUAUAAGAAGGCCCGUCAGGAGAUCAAGAAGAGAUCCUCAGACACUCUGAAGCUGCAGAAGAAAGCAAAGAAAGCUGAUGUAUUUGGUCGUGGUGACCUCCAGCCUCAGCUGGACAGUGCCAUGCAGGACGUCAGUGAUAAAUACCUGCUGCUGGAGGAGACGGAGAAGCAGGCGGUGAGGAAGGCGCUGGUGGAGGAGAGGAGCCGCUUCUGCUGCUUCGUCUCUAUGCUGAGGCCUGUCGUGGAGGAGGAGAUGUCCAUGCUGGGGGAGAUCACUCACCUCCAGACUCUGACAGACGACCUGAAGGCUCUAACUAUGGACCCUCACAAGCUGCCGGCCUCCAGUGAGCAGGUAAUCGUGGACCUGAAAGGCUCAGACUGCACCUGGUCAUAUCAAACCCCGCCCUCAUCGCCAAGCACCACCGUAUCUAGGAAGUCCAGCAUGUGCAGCAGCCUGAACAGCGUGAACAGCAGCGACUCUCGCUCCAGCGGCUCACACUGCCACUCCCCCACCUCCCACUUCCGGUACCGCGCCUCCUCCUCCUCCUCCUCCUCGGUGCUCCCACAGCAGACACCUGCCCGCCUCUCUUCAGUCUCCUCCCACGACUCGGGCUUCAUUUCCCAGGAUGCCUUCCAGUCCAAGUCCCCUUCACCCAUGCCCCCGGAGACCUCGCAGGACUGGGCCAAACCAGGCCCAUAUGACCAGCCAAUGGUCAACACCCUGAAGAGGAGCAAGGAGAGGAGAGAGACUACAGAUCCCAGCAGCCACCAGAGCGCUGAUGUCACCACACCAGGGGCGGAGCCACAAGGGGUCAAAGGAAGCCACUCUGAGGACAGGGAGGCCCAUGAGGAGCUGGCCAGAGCGCUGGCCCGAGGCCUCCAGCUGGACAUCCACGGCUCCAGCCGAGACUCGCUGCAGGGCUCCAGCGGCUACAGCAGCCAGACCAACACACCCUGCUGCUCAGAGGACACCAUCCCCCACAAGUAAAAUAGUUUUCUGUUCCCCACAGUAUCAGACUGUGACUACUACACUGUGGGCGUGGACCAGGACAGUGAGCAGCAGCAGUCGUCAGACUUCGAUAAAUCCUCCACCAUCCCCAGAAACAGUGACAUCAGCCAGUCAUACCGCCGCAUGUUUCAGUCCAAACGCCCUGCUUCCACUGCUGGCCUGCCCUCCAACCCCUCUGCUGUAAUCACCCCUGGAGUAGCCACCAUCCGACGGACACCGUCCUCCAAACCUAACCUUCGGCGGCCCUCCGGGGGCCUCAGCCUAGGCCCCAUCCCAAUCAAGCCCCCCAUGAUCCCAGUCAAGACCCCCACUGUGCCUGAACAUCCUGGCUUCCCAAGCAGAGCAAUGUCAGAGGAUGGCAACACAUCAAGGACCCCGCUCAGUCCCCCCACCACCCCAUUGUCACCAGGCGGCAGUGGGCUGUUGUCACCAAAGACCAGCCCCUUUGACACUCGACACCUGUGCGAAGGGUCAGAUCCUCCAACCCCACCACCACAGCCCGGUGGGCGGGUGUCAGAGUGGGAGCGCCGGCCUCUCCCAGAGCUCCUGGAGGAGACAGAAUAUGGCGAGGUGGAGGACUUUCUGGUGGCUAUCCGACGAGGCGUCAAGCUCAAGAAGACGAUGACCAAUGACCGAUCAGCGCCAAUUAUUCACUGAGAGGAGAA
Molecule: messenger RNA, 2144 nt
Organism: Seriola dumerili (greater amberjack)
Lineage: Eukaryota; Metazoa; Chordata; Actinopteri; Carangiformes; Carangidae
Gene: mtss1
Product: MTSS1, I-BAR domain containing
Exons: 14
Biological process (GO): plasma membrane organization; adherens junction maintenance; positive regulation of actin filament bundle assembly
Cellular component (GO): actin cytoskeleton; cytoplasmic side of plasma membrane
Molecular function (GO): actin binding; phospholipid binding
Source: RefSeq, a predicted model, not a curated record